This is a messenger RNA of Anopheles funestus (African malaria mosquito), 659 nucleotides long. Its product is annotated as endocuticle structural glycoprotein SgAbd-3-like. NCBI's taxonomy places the organism in Eukaryota, Metazoa, Arthropoda, Insecta, Diptera, Culicidae. The record is from RefSeq and is a predicted model, not a curated record. Gene Ontology annotation, cellular component: chitin-based extracellular matrix. Gene Ontology annotation, molecular function: structural constituent of chitin-based larval cuticle. The transcript is spliced from 2 exons. Bases 120 to 563 code for a protein of 147 amino acids.
CUGCCCGUUCUUAGGUGCAGUUCCAGUGGUCCUUUUGAUCGUUCGUCAUAAAUCGAACGAUCGUAGCAGCUGUCGUGCAGUGUGCAGUGUGAGGCUAGUACGCAAAACGUUUGUGCAUCAUGUUGAAGACGGUGGUACUAUUGGCCGUAGUUAGUGUAAUUGGAGCGCAGAAGCAGCAUCAGCAACCGCAUCAGCAGCAGCUACAGCAACAACAGUCGUUGCCCCGCUAUAAGGAAAUUCCUAUAGUGAAUUUGGAAAAUGUGCUCGAAGUUGACGGGAAGUUUCGGUACAGCUACGAAGGUGGUGAUGGUACACGUGCCGCGCAGGACGGUCAGCAGAUAGUGGUGAACAAUCAGGUCGGGACAGCUUCCCAGGGCCAGUACACAUAUCAGGGCGAUGAUGGUAAAACGUACUCCAUCUCGUACAUAGCGGACGAAAAUGGUUACCGGCCGGUGGGUGAUCAUUUGCCCACACCACCACCAGUUCCUGCACCGAUUGCUCGUGCCUUGGCACAUCUGGCAACGUUGCCACCGAGCAAGGAAGGGCCGGGCCGGAAGUUCUAGACGGAAGGUGGCUGUGUUGGAUGUGUAAAUGCCGCGAGCAGUUGUGCGAUAAAUUGGCGUAUAAUAAAACUGCUUUUCCGCUUGUUUUAUUAAUUA